GAUUCUUCCGUGUGCCACCGCCGCCGCCUUAGCUUAGCUGCUCUUGCCACUUCUGGGCUGCACUGCCGGCGUUAGCCGCGCGAGGGAAAGGGAGGGGACCGACGGAGCGUGCGUGCGCGGGGGUCCCCGCAGUCCCAGCAGUUCCUCUCGCGCGGGGUGGGCGGCGGGGGUCAUCAGCAGUCUGGGGAGGCCCUAGACGGCGCCAUGUCGGCGGGCGGCCCGUGCCCGUCAGGAGCCGGAGGGGGCCCCGGGGGCGCCUCCUGCGCCGUGGGGGUCUCCCCCGGCGGGGUAUCCAUGUUCCGAUGGCUGGAGGUGCUGGAGAAGGAGUUCGACAAGGCCUUCGUGGAUGUGGAUCUGCUCCUGGGGGAGAUCGAUCCGGACCAGGCGGACAUCACUUAUGAGGGGCGACAGAAGAUGACCAGCCUGAGUUCUUGCUUUGCGCAGCUUUGCCACAAAGCCCAGACUGUGUCCCAAAUCAACCACAAACUAGAGGCACAGUUGGUAGAUCUGAAAUCUGAACUGACAGAGACCCAGGCAGAGAAAGUUGUGUUGGAAAAAGAAGUCCACGAUCAGCUUUUACAGUUGCAUUCUAUCCAGCUUCAGCUUCACGCUAAAACUGGCCAGAGUGUUGACUCUGGUACUAUUAAGGCAAAACUGUCUGUCCCCUCUGUGGAGGAGCUGGAGAGAGAGCUUGAAGCAAACAAAAAAGAAAAAAUGAAAGAAGCUCAACUUGAAGCUGAAGUGAAGUUGUUGAGAAAAGAGAAUGAAGCCCUUCGUAGACAUAUAGCUGUUCUACAGGCUGAAGUUUAUGGGGCAAGACUGGCUGCCAAGUACUUGGAUAAGGAACUGGCAGGAAGGGUCCAGCAAAUACAGUUACUAGGACGAGAUAUGAAGGGACCAGCUCAUGAUAAGCUUUGGAACCAGUUGGAAGCCGAAAUACAUUUACAUCGUCACAAAACUGUGAUCAGAGCCUGUAGAGGACGUAAUGACCUAAAACGACCAAUGCAAGCCCCUCCAGGCCACGAUCAAGACUCUUUAAAGAAAAGUCAAGGUGUUGGUCCAAUUAGAAAAGUUCUCCUCCUUAAGGAAGAUCAUGAAGGCCUUGGCAUUUCAAUUACAGGUGGGAAAGAACAUGGUGUUCCAAUCCUCAUUUCUGAGAUCCACCCAGGGCAACCUGCUGAUAGAUGUGGAGGGUUACAUGUUGGAGAUGCUAUUCUGGCUGUUAAUGGAGUUAACCUAAGGGACACAAAGCAUAAAGAAGCUGUAACCAUUCUUUCCCAGCAGAGAGGAGAGAUUGAAUUUGAAGUAGUUUAUGUGGCUCCUGAAGUGGAUUCUGAUGAUGAAAAUGUCGAGUACGAAGAUGAGAGUGGACAUCGCUAUCGUUUGUACCUUGAUGAGUUGGAGGGAGGUAGUAAUUCUGGUGCUAGUUGCAAAGACACAAGCGGGGAAAUCAAAGUGUUGCAAGGAUUUAAUAAAAAGGCAGUAACUGAUGGACAUGAAAAUGGAGACCUAGGAACUUCAACUGAACCUCCUGUAGAAGACAGUACUUCUAAACUAGAAGAUCUGCACAGUCUGUAUCACAAAAAAUCUUACUAAAUUGACUUUAUCUGCAGACGAGAUUGUUAAUCAGACUCUUCUGAGUUUGGGGCACUAGGGAAGCCGGUGACAGAGACAGAUUAUAUGAGAUCAAGGGAGGCUUGUGGCCUAAAUGAAAGGCGGGCACCUCAGGGCUUCAUGUGAACAAUUCUAAAUGCAUAAAACUCCCUGUUUUCUGUGGUAGACCAUAACUAGCUAUUGCAUGUAAAGCGAUUUUGAUUUUCCUAAAAUUGUAAAGCACCAAAGCAUGUGUUUCCCAAAGGGAUAUUACUAGGCUCUUAAGUACCAAAUGAAGCACCACUGUUUUAUUUGGCUCCUUUUCCAUUUAGUAGAAGGACCAUGCUAACCGGAAUUUAUAAGAAAUAACCUUUAAAUACGAGAAUAAAUAUAUAUUCCAGAAUGUUAAGUGUGGUAUUUCAGAGGACAGAACUUAACUCAAUGAAUUGCAGAAAUGUAGGCUUGACUUAAUUUUUUUUUAGCUCAAAGAAUGGUUUUAGUUUUUUUACUUAAUUUAUUGUGCAUCCUGAUAUCUAAAUCAGUUCUUAAUGAUCAUUUAGUGUCAUGAGUUUGCCUUUCAGCUUUAUUCAAUGCAGUACAUAAUAGUUUUCUUUAAGCAAUCCUUUAUCAAUCAAUGCUGCACUAGAAAUACUUUCUGAAAAGUUAUUGUACAUUGUACUUUCCUGGUUUUUAAAAGAAAUGCAGAUGAGUGUAAAAUAUCUGUUCUCAAUUAUGUUGAUCUGUGUGCCUGGUAUUGGAGCAUUACAUUAUUAAUGUUUAGACUCAGAUGUCUUUUUUUUUCUAGAAUCCACGAAAGACAGUUUUAUACAUUUUGAGUUGUUCAUAAAGUUUGUCUUCUUGUGAUAGUCUUGGCACUUAAAGAUACAUUUUUUUUGGCAGUAAAAGCUCAACUUUGUCAGUGAAAUACAUUUCAUCUGAACAGCAGUUUUCUCUCAGAGUAACUAAUUUGCCAAUCAUCUAAAAAGCCAAGGCACUGGUGGGUAAGGUAAGGCAAAGACAUUUUGAUAUAGGAAUUGUUUGGUUGGCUUUUCAUCUCAGUGUUUGACUGAAGUGCUCUCGUAUGUAAACUACAGAUUUGUUUGUUCUCAUCCCAGGAUUAAGCCUGGAGGGCCACAUAAUACCUUGGUGGGGAAAGUGAAAACACUGCAUUUAAAGAGGUGAUAGUUUUGCCAAUGUCAAGGUUUUAAAGGAUGUAUGUUUAAGGGAAUAUUAAGUGGAGGAAAGCCUACAGGCUUUUAGAGUAUUAUCAGUACCUUCAUGUGUAAUAGUCAGAUGUUAUGUGAUAUAAAACACAUUUUUUUCUUUUCUAGAUGCACUAUAUAUUUGUUCAUAGAUAAAUCUAUACAAUGUAUAUACUUUAUUUGGUGGUUUUGCUAUUUAUAAAUUUUAUGUUUUAACUAUUGCUCCUUUAUGGUUUGUUUUGGGUGGUUUUGUUCAUCUGUAUUAUCACCAUGUUAGUUUAUAAUAGAAAUGCACUUCCUAGUGUAUAUUGUUACUGAUAUUAAAAUAACUUGUAGUGUGACGUUGCCUCCAGGCAGAAGUUAGUAUUUAAAUUGUACAACCAAAUAAGCAAGCUACAUGUUAUUGUUUGCUCCUGACAGGCUAGGCCUCUUAAAAGAAGAAGAGUCUUUCCCUUAUGUAUUCCCCCUACACCAAACACAUAACCCAGGAUUGACAUAGGAUCUGCAGACUGGAUUUUAGUCAGUAUAUUAAUUUAGCCAAAAAAAAAAUUUCCAUUGUAGCGUAUCUGAAAACAUUUUUGUUGUGACUCAAAAACAUGUUCUUCUUUUUUUAAAACACAGCCUGGGAUAGGAUGACCAUGGCAUUUUUUUCAGAGAAUAUCCUUUAUCCACUAGAUAGAAUCCUUAGGAAAUCUUAGCUAAAACCUUUUGAUUUUCAGGAACAAUCUAAAAAGUCAACAAGGGGUUUUUUAAGAGCCUUGAGCUGUAAUUUCUACUUUGAUGUUGCAUAAUAUAAAUCAUAUGGGAUGGUUAUGACUUAAUAAACUUUCAAGGCUGAAGAGCAGAAUGAAAAUUUUCCCCAGUAGUUUCAUUCCUGCUUCACCUGGUUUGCAAAGGUGAGAGUCCUGUUGCUCAGCUGCUACCGUGAGCUUCCUGGCAGGUGUUUAGAAAGUACCCAGUUAAAAAGUCAUUUUAGAAUAUAUGGUCUCUGGGGGAGGAGCUAAGAAUUAUAAACUAAUGAGAAGCAGUUUUUAUAUUUUCACACUUACAGGGAAGAAAUUCCUAAUACUCAAGUUUCUAGGGCAAAACCAAACAGAAAAGAACUGUUGCAAAGCCAUUACAGUUUAAAAGGAAAAAGAAAAACACACAAAUUCACAAGCGAAAUAGCUGAGGAAAAAUGUUCCACAGAAUGUGAGGGUUGUGUGUAUGUGUGUAGAUAUAUUUACAUUGUAGCCUCUGAAAUUCUCUUUUGUGGUAUCUGUUGUGAGUAUGAUGGAGCAACAACAUUUGAGAUUGGAGGCUUGUUAAAACAGGUUUAAGAGAGAUGAAAAUGUUGUGAGUCUUGGUAAUUAUAACCGGACAGUUGUCAAAAAGUAACAGUGUGCCUGGUGCUGGUUUUCUUCCCCCACACAGUGGACUUACUUUGUUUUCAUGUUAGAAACAAAAUAUAUUGGUUAGUGUGUAAGCCGCACAUUAUUUGACAUCUGUGUUAUGUAAUCCACCAUUUUCCACCUAUUCAGUCUUCCACUUAGGGUUGGCCUCAGAUCGAUAGGAUUUAUGACAAAUGUAUUAUAUCUAGUUAAGUUGAGUUUAAUAUUUUUUUAUUGGCCUGUAAAUAAAGAUGGCAUCUUCUACAUUAAAA
Hyaena hyaena (striped hyena) is the source of this 4437-nucleotide messenger RNA. RefSeq names its product golgi associated PDZ and coiled-coil motif containing (gene GOPC). Lineage: Eukaryota; Metazoa; Chordata; Mammalia; Carnivora; Hyaenidae. The transcript is spliced from 9 exons. The coding region runs from base 205 to 1596 and encodes 463 amino acids. Gene Ontology annotation, molecular function: transmembrane transporter binding. Gene Ontology annotation, biological process: negative regulation of protein localization to cell surface. Gene Ontology annotation, cellular component: membrane; trans-Golgi network transport vesicle; Golgi apparatus. The record is from RefSeq and is a predicted model, not a curated record.